Hemibagrus wyckioides is the source of this 3024-nucleotide messenger RNA. It is a transcript of the gene marchf7, whose product is annotated as membrane-associated ring finger (C3HC4) 7. The record is from RefSeq and is a predicted model, not a curated record. Lineage: Eukaryota; Metazoa; Chordata; Actinopteri; Siluriformes; Bagridae. The coding region runs from base 220 to 2382 and encodes 720 amino acids. The transcript is spliced from 11 exons. Gene Ontology annotation, molecular function: zinc ion binding.
UCCGAAUCCCAGAAUGCAAUGCAGCUAUAUGGGUUGCGUCAGAAACUGGGCUCUACUAGAUGGAGGGCUAAGAGACGAUGAUGCCGUUGACGAUGGUAUUAAUAUAAACGGUGAAGGUCUGAAAGCUGAUCUGUUUGAGCAGAAGAGGAGAAGGGCUUAAGCACUAAAGCGUCGCUGCAUCGUGUGUUUUCUUUAUGCAGAGAUGAAUGCUCCUCAACAAUGGAUUCGAAGCCUCGCCGGCUGCCGUUCACGGUCUCCAGCUCCUCUUCUCUCUCAUCGCCGCCGUCCUUCUCGUCCUCGUCGUCCGCCCUCAGCGCAGGCCGGCUCUAUGGCAGAGGGAGCGAGCGCUUCAGCCGGGGUGCCGUGGGAAAGCUAGACUCAGACUACCAGAGCCCCUGUAUUCCGGGAUCCAGCAGGGAUUACAGCUCAUCAGAAAGCUGCCACUCCAGAUGGAAGAUGUCCACGUCCCUGUCGUCGUCUUCCUCCUCCACCUCUUCUUCCUCUACAUCCAUGCUGUGCGAACGCCCGUGGAUGGAGUCAUCUUACGGAGGAAGAAGUAAACAUGUCGAGACCGGGAGAGGAUUAGGUUCAUACUCCAGUCUCCUCAGUUCAACUCAAGACGACGAAUCCAAAAGAGCCAAGCUGUCGUACACGAGUAGAUCAGCAUACAGCAGAACCCCGUCUACGUCUACAGCCAGCAACACCUACUCAAACAUGGGAGGCAUGUCAGAUUCUUUGUGGACAUCCAGCCUUAGCCCUCUGUCCCGGUCCUCUUCAUCCUCCUCUUCUUCAUCCGACGAUCUGUGGGCUCGUAGAGAUAUAGAGAAGAGGACGGACUCGGGCCUGUCUGGUCUGGGAGAGGCCAGCUACCGGCCAACACCACUGACCUCCUCACUGUACCGCCCAGAGCGUGUGACCUCCACCUACGCCCAGGGAGCUCGACCCAAAGAGAGCCUGUAUUCCUCAUCCCGCAGGGAGAACAGCUCCUCCUCCAGCCGCCGUCUUUCUUCCGACUUUGUCCCAUCCUCACAAAGGCUGGUUUCCGACUAUCAGCCGAGUCCACGUCUCUCCAGAGACUCGACGCGAAACUCCUCCAGCCUGUCCGAACCGUUUUCCCUCUCCUCUUGGAGCUCGCCCCCUUACACACCUUUAUCUGCACGCAGCUCUAGCCCACCUCUGUCCAACCCUGCACCAGUGCCAAACCCCACUUCCGAGGGCAGCGACUCGGACAGCAGAAGCACGACCCGCCGCCUGUUGUCCCGCCUCUUUUCUAGACGCUCCAGUCAGGAGUCGAGCUCUGCCUCCGGUUCCACUUCAGCCUCGAGAUCCUUUGACUCUGGGCCCGAGGAAGCACCCCCGUCUGAACCUCCACUAGCAGCCAGAGAGAGAGAGAACUCUGAGACGGAGCUGAGGAGCUCCUGGCUCAGCUGGAAUCGCUGCAACCCACUGUUCUCCCGCCGCAGAAGAGAGGGACGAGACGAGACCGCUCGCAUGGACGCCCACUCGUCUGUGCACGUCCCUCUUAGCAGCCCUGAUGGUAGCAGGAAAACCUCCAGUCAGGAAGAAGACGUGGAGGAGGACGAAGAGGAGGAAGAGGACGAUGUGUCGGAGGGCGCGGCCGCCGCUCCUCCGACCAGAGCCUCCGGACUCUCCUCCCUCUUGCAGGAAGCCGCACGUAUGCCUGGGCGGAGCCCUGCCGUCACUCGGGUGAUGACCGGACCUCUGUUCCGCAUGCCCCAGAAUGUGAUUAUAGGAUUGGACGCAGCGGUGGAUGGACAGAAUCAGGCCGAGGCACAAGAGAAAGAGAAACCUGCCCCUUCUAGAGAUCCGGAGAGACUUCGGAAGAUUCAGGAGAGCCUGCUGCUGGAGGAUUCGGAUGAAGACGAGGGUGAUCUGUGCAGGAUCUGUCAGAUGGGAGAGACCUCGAGCUUGAACCCUCUCAUCGAGCCGUGCCGGUGUACAGGCAGCCUGCAGUACGUUCACCAGGACUGCAUCAAGAAGUGGCUUCGCUCCAAAAUCAGCUCAGGCUCAACCCUGGAAGCCAUCACUACCUGUGAGCUGUGCAAAGAGAAGCUGCACCUGAACAUUGAGAACUUUGACAUUAACGAGCUGUACAGGUCUCAUGAGCGGUCGGAGUACGAGUUCAUCAGCUGUGGCCUUUACCUGGUGGUGCUGCUGCAUCUGUGUGAGCAGAGGUUCUCUGACGUGCUGGGCGCGGUCAACGAAGCCGGGUUUUUCAACUUGGCGAGAACUCUUCACGAACACAUGGACAAUCUUGAAAACUCCUACGCCGAAUCUGACGAAGAUGAUGCGCAGAACAGCAGACCAUCCAUCGACUUCGGUGACCUAGAGGACGAGGAAGAAGAAGAGGAGGAGUUUUAAUCAGAACCAAGGAAUACGGAUCGGUCUCCGACGGGCCUGGAGACGAUGCCGUACAAAAAGGAAAAAAACAAAUAUAUAUAUAUAUAUAUAUAUACUGUCUGCAGCCCUAAAGGAGGGCUUUCACAAUAUGCAGAUACACCCGUCUCAGGGGUGGGUGGGUGGGUGGGUGUGUGUGUGUCUCACCUCCCCUUAGGAUUUUUGAUUGAGUUGAAUAUUCAUUUUUUAGAUUUUUCUUCUGAAAUUUGCUGAGCACAUUAUAUAAAGCUUUAUCAAGCAGAAAGUGAAGGACUUUAAGGCACAAAGGCUGGGGUGUAGCAAAGCGAUGGAGGCUGUGGCUAACGGUUAGCAAGGCAAAGCUAAACUGAAAUCUGUAGGUGUUGUAUAAGGUGAUGAACUGAAAUUUAAUAUCAAAGAUGGUUGGAAAAAAAUAAAUAAAAAUGAAUAAAAUCCCUUUUAAUUUCUUUUUUGUUUGUGAUGAAGGGUUUUGCUUUGAAGCGAGUUUGGAUCGAAGUGUAUGAGUGCAUGGUCUGCUGUUCCAUUGUCUCAAUGUUGCUUUUUAAGAAAUGUAAUUUGUCCUGCUCACACACUUUUCUUGAUUAUUACAAUAAAAGUUUUUUGAUGUACGGAGGUACAUCACACGCA